UGCCAUUUUACCGAGCUCGUGCUGCUGCUAGCCGCAAGCGAUUGCAAAAACAAUGGUGCAGCGGUGCUUAGUGGUACUGGCGCUAUGCCUCGGCAAUUCGGCGGGCCUCAAUCCGAUCGCUAGGCAGCAGGCGAGGCCCAAAAUGGCUGCACCCCUGCAAAAAGCUGCGCAAACCAAUGCAGCGAUUGCGCGCGCGGCCGGCACUGUCGCCGCAUCGCUCGCCCUCGCAUGGCCGACGACCUCGUUUGCUGCGAUCUGCGACUACGCGCCGACGAGCGACCUCUGCGCCCAGGAGCGGCAGCGCGAGGCGCUCAAGCCCAAGGCCAAGGGCGACAAGGGCAAGGGCCCCGCGAUGGCGAUCGCGAAGCCCGUCGCGAAGCCUCCGGCGCCGCCGGCUUCGAAGCUGACGAAGGAGGCCCAGGCCGUCGCCGACGCCGAGGCGACGAUCGCGAAGAUGGAGAAGCAGAAGAAGGACAUGACGGCGCAGUUCGAGGCGCAGAAGAAGAAGGUCGACGCCAUGCCGGAGGUUCAAGAAAUGAUGAAAAUGAAGGGCCAGAUGGAGAGCGCCGUGAAGGACUACGACUCGAGCGUGCCGCGCAUGAAGGCCCAGCUGCCGAAAAUGAAAGAAGUCCGCGACAAAAAGGCGAAGAAGGACAAGUUCGUCGCCCAGAACAAGGCGCGGCGCGAGAAGAAGGAGAGGGAUGCUAAGGCCGCGCAAAAAAAGGCCGAGGACAAGAAACGCGCCGACGAGAAGGCGCGAAAAGAAAAAAAGGCCAUCCAGGAGAAGGCCGACGCGGAGAAGAAAAAGAUCGCGGGCGGCGGCGCGAGCUGGUCGCCGCUCACGGGUCUGUUCUAAUUACACACUGUUUAACAAA
Pelagomonas calceolata is the source of this 875-nucleotide messenger RNA. The record is from the annotation of a GenBank genome assembly. Lineage: Eukaryota; Pelagophyceae; Pelagomonadales; Pelagomonadaceae.